Messenger RNA from Esox lucius (northern pike), 1558 nucleotides. RefSeq names its product O-sialoglycoprotein endopeptidase (gene osgep). Lineage: Eukaryota; Metazoa; Chordata; Actinopteri; Esociformes; Esocidae. The transcript is spliced from 11 exons. The coding region runs from base 311 to 1318 and encodes 335 amino acids. Gene Ontology annotation, biological process: tRNA threonylcarbamoyladenosine modification. The record is from RefSeq and is a predicted model, not a curated record. Gene Ontology annotation, cellular component: EKC/KEOPS complex; cytoplasm.
CCAGUUUGCGCAGCUUUUUAUUUUUUAGCAGAAUGUAUCAUGUUUUUUUAAUUUCAUUUAAGCACUCUUGAAAUUGGGAAUUAACAUGUCUUCUUUAAUGGCGAUUUAAAUUAAUAAUUUAUGGUUGAUCGCCACCUGGUGUGCACAAACUGGUCAUGUUUGCAAUCUGCAAAGUAAUCGUGCUUCUAGCUGAACGGUCUAAUCAAACAUUAACAUUGUUUCUUCCAAUUGUAAUCUUCGCUGAUAUGUUGUAGUUUAAAUAUUGCUUUUGAACAAAACAACCUGGAUUUCUCGUCAUCUCCCUCUAGCCAUGACAGUAGUGAUUGGGUUUGAGGGCAGUGCUAACAAGAUUGGUGUGGGCAUUAUUAGGGAUGGGGAAGUACUCUCAAACCCCAGACGUACCUACAUCACACCCCCUGGUCAAGGUUUCCUGCCUAGCGAUACAGCCAGACAUCAUCGUGGCGUUAUCCUCACAGUUCUUAAAGAGGCACUGGAAGAGGCCGGAAUAAAGCCUGACGAUAUUGAUUGCGUGGCGUACACAAAGGGUCCAGGGAUGGGUGCCCCCUUGGUGACGGUGGCGCUGGUGGCACGCACAGUGGCCCAGCUCUGGGCGAAGCCACUGCUGGGUGUUAACCACUGCAUCGGCCACAUUGAGAUGGGCCGUCUCAUCACCCAGGCCAACAACCCAACUGUGCUCUACGUCAGUGGAGGUAAUACACAGGUGAUUGCGUACUCUGAGCGGCGCUACAGGAUAUUUGGUGAGACCAUUGACAUUGCAGUAGGCAACUGCCUGGACAGGUUUGCCAGGGUGAUUAAGAUUUCCAAUGAUCCCAGUCCCGGAUACAACAUUGAGCAGAUGGCCAAGAGAGGGAAACAGUACGUGGAGCUCCCAUACACUGUGAAGGGGAUGGAUGUGUCUUUCUCAGGGAUUUUAUCCUAUAUCGAGGAAGCAGCCAGCAAGAUGCUGACCUCUGACCAAUGUACGGCGGAAGACCUGUGCUUCUCCCUACAGGAGACGCUGUUUUCCAUGCUGGUGGAGAUCACAGAGAGGGCCAUGGCCCACUGCGGCUCCCAGGAAGUGCUCAUCGUCGGAGGCGUAGGCUGUAAUAUCCGUCUGCAGGAGAUGAUGGGGGUCAUGUGCAAGGAAAGAGGUGCCAAGCUCUUCGCCACCGAUGAAAGGUUUUGCAUUGAUAACGGAGCAAUGAUUGCACAGGCUGGCUGGGAGAUGUUCCGAUCUGGUCAGGUGACUGAGCUGUCAGAUUCAUGGAUCACCCAAAGGUACAGAACAGAUGAAGUGGAGGUGACUUGGAGAGAUUGACAGCUCACCAGGUGACACACUGCCACCCCUCUGACUGGACCGUGAUGUGGCGAAGGGAAAUGCACAAAGCGCAACCUUCACUGUUCAGAACCUGUCGACUGUUAGCAUACAUAGAUAAAGUAUUUAUAUCCAAACCUUUGGAUUGCAACAGUGUGUGUCAGUUGGAAAUUACUACGUUUUACUCUUACACCCAUGUGGUAAAUAAAGGACUCCACGAUUGUAUAAAGUUUUGUUACAAAA